AUGAGCUGGAGCACGCAGCUCAGAAUGCCAAACUUUGGUCCGGCGAUCCCUCUCGAUCCUUUGACCACGCAAACACCCAAUAUGUUCAACAUCUCUGUCAUGGUGGCCGCCGGCCUCGAAGGCCUGAUCGGCGUGCUUUCUGUGUGCUUCGCUAUCGCCAGCUUCAUCUAUGUCAAAACCCACAGUGAUGAGGCGAGGAAGGGGUUAUGGUGGUUGAGUUUUGCCUACUUGUUUUUGGCCAUCGGAUGGCUGGCCAUGUACCUCGCUACCUCGGUCGAACACUGGAGGCUGUACCUUCCCGGCCCAGACAUCAUCCCUCUCCAUGUCGGGCAGUUCUUUCUGCGACUGACCAACAUUGUGCUGCUCAUGAUGCUCGUCAAGAUUGCUUAUGGACUGCUGUACUCUUGGCACCAGGCCACUCCAGGGCACCGCGUCAUGCUCCACUGCCUGCACGGUGUUUCUGUGCUGCUGGCACUGGUGGCCGCCGCGGCAUGCGGCGGGUCGACAGCAUACUACUGGGACAUGCUCGUCGAUCCUCGACUUGCCGUCUUCCACUACCUGGCCAUUGGCUGCGACGGGGCACUCUUCAUCCUGAUGACAGCCACAUUCAUCUGGUGCAUUCGCGUGUUGUUGGUGGGAAAGAAGAAGGUCAAGGCGUACAAUCGCAGAAUCCCUGACCUCCUCGUGGCCAGUGCAGCGUUUGCGUGGGCCUCAUCGCUAUGGGGCGCAGCCUUCGCCGUCAACUUCAACCUCUUCAUCAAGACCCUCGAGCUGCUCCACUUCAUCCUGCCCAACGCCGCUUUCCUGUACCUCGACUUCGUGGCAAUGCUCCUCAUCUUCGUCGCUGGCGUCAAGAAGCGCGGCGGCCUACACUCUAUCGGCGGCGGCCACCACGAUGAUGGCUCGCCGCCGCGCAAGUUCAAGCUCGGUGGAGGAACCAGCUAUCAAGGCGUGGCCCAGCACGGCGUUGAAGACCAUCAAGAGGGUUACUACAGCGAGGACCAGCCGCUCCGCCACGCCGAGCAGGACGUUGGCAUGUCCCAGGCUGUCGGAUACAACCAGGGCCACCACAAGUCGGCGCCGAUCCACCACAUCGUCCCCGCCAGGCGGAGUUCUGAGCACGCCCGCCACAGCUCCUACCACGACGAGCCGCGCCACCACAACGGCGGGCCCGUCACUGCAGCCUCGCCGACCCCUCGGAAUGGGUUCUAUGACACCCCGCUUGACGAGCCGUCCCAUCACGAGCGCGAGCGGGAGAAGAAAGACCCGUCCGUCGCUCACUGUGAGCUUGUGUAGCGUAGAUAGCACGAGGGAGUUAUUGAGCAUAAGGCUGUCGAGUUUGGGUUGUUGACCAUGGCUGGAUCAAGGUAAUGAUGACACUGUCUUGGAUGUUGCUGACUGGGUACUGGAACUAGUCCUGUUAAGUUUAUACGUUCUUUAUUGGGUUGCUUGUCAUUGAUAUUUGGUUCAUAGUAUAGUUAUUUUGUUCUCCA
Molecule: messenger RNA, 1493 nt
Organism: Microdochium trichocladiopsis
Lineage: Eukaryota; Fungi; Ascomycota; Sordariomycetes; Xylariales; Microdochiaceae
Exons: 4
Coding region: 1-1296 (431 amino acids)
Source: RefSeq, a predicted model, not a curated record